GGUAUUUGCUAACUUCUGAUUGAAGAUGUCUCAUCCGGGUGGUGGCAAUCAGAAGUCUGGUGGUGGUGCAGAGGCCCAUGCUCGAUUCAAACAAUAUGAAUAUCGGGCAAACUCAAGCCUCGUUUUGACUACCGAUUCCCGCCCCCGGGACACCCACGAGCCCACCGGGGAGCCAGAGUCUCUUUGGGGGAAAAUAGACCCUAAAUCCUUUGGUGAUCGGGCUUACAGGGAUAAACCUCCUGAAUUAGAGGAGAAACUCAAGAAGUCCAAAAAGAAGAAGGACCGUGAACCAGUUUUUGAAGCUGCUGCCCCUAAGAGCAAAAGGAGACGCCUUCAAGAGGAAAGCGUUCUCACUUCUACGGAGGAAGGGGUUUAUCAGCCUAAGACUAAAGAGACCAGGGCUGCGUACGAGGCCAUGCUCAGUGUUAUUCAGCAGCAGCUGGGUGGCCAGCCUCUAAAUAUUGUCAGUGGGGCUGCUGAUGAGAUUUUAGCUGUUCUAAAAAAUGAGAGCAUCAAGACUUCUGACAAGAAGAAGGAAAUUGAAAAGCUAUUGAACCCCAUCCAAAACAAUAUAUUUGAUCAAUUAGUGUCCAUUGGUAGGCUCAUUACUGAUUAUCAAGAUGACGGUGAUGGAGGUGAUGCUGCUAUUAAUGGUGAUGAUGCCCUUGAUGAUGUUGGCGUUGCUGUUGAAUUUGAGGAGAAUGAAGAGUAGGAAGAAGAGAGAGAUCUGGAUAUGGUACCGGAGGAUGAGAAGGAGGAGGAUGACUUCAUGGAAGCAGCUAGUGCUAGUGCUAGGCAGAUGGGCAGUGGGAUUAAUGAUGAUGAGGGACAGGAAGCUAAAGAGGGAAUGACCUUAAAUGUUCAGGAUAUUGAUGCUUAUUGGCUCCAAAGGAAGAUUUCACAGGCUUAUGAUCAGCAGAUUGAUCCACAGCAGAGUCAGAAGCUUGCAGAAGAGGUUCUUAAAAUUCUUGCUGAAGGUGAUGAUCGCGAAGUUGAGACCAAGCUGUUGGUGCAUCUUCAAUUCGAUAAGUUUAGUCUCAUCAAGUAUUUGUUGCGAAACCGAUUGAAGGUUGUCUGGUGUACCCGCUUGGCUAGGGCAGAAGAUCAAGAGGAGAGGAAGAAGAUUGAAGAGGAAAUGAUGGGGUUGAGGCCCGAUCAUGCUGUGAUUCUAGAGCAGUUGCAUGCUACUGGGGCGACUGCGAAAGAGAGGCAGAAGAACUUAGAAAAAAGCAUUAGGGAAGAGGCUCGACGACUGAGAGAUGAUACUGGUGAAGAUGGUGUCCGUGAACGCAGGGGGUUUGCUGAUAGAUACUCUGAUAGUGCUUGGUUGAAAGGGCCGGGGCAAAUACUUGAUCUUGACCGCCUUGCAUUUCACCAAGGUGGUUUGUUAAUGGCGAAUAAAAAGUGUGAGCUGCCAGUAGGAUCUUAUAGAAAUCAUAAGAAAGGUUACGAAGAAGUUCAUGUACCUGCUUUGAAGCCGAAGCCAUUGGCUGCGGGUGAAAAACUUGUAAAGAUAUCUGAAAUGCCAGACUGGGCACAAGCAGCUUUUGAAGGGAUGAGAGAGUUGAACAGGGUCCAAAGUAAAGUUUAUGAAACUGCGCUAUUCAGUGCAGAAAAUAUCUUAUUAUGUGCACCUACUGCGUCAGGGAAGACCAAUGUUGCCAUGCUCACCAUACUUCAACAGCUUGCAUUAAAUAUGAAUGAUGAUGGGACUAUAGACCAUAGUAAAUAUAAGAUUGUCUAUGUGGCACCAAUGAAGGCACUGGUCGCUGAAGUGGUGGGUAAUCUUUCUAAUCGCCUACAAAAAUAUGGUGUCCAGGUUAAAGAGCUGAGUGGAGACCAAUCACUGACUCGUCAACAAAUUGAAGAAACUCAGAUUAUAGUGACAACCCCUGAGAAGUGGGAUAUUAUCACCAGAAAAUCGGGCGAUCGCACCUAUACCCAGCUUGUGAAGCUUCUCAUCGUUGACGAGAUUCAUCUUCUGCAUGAUAAUAGAGGUCCUGUGCUGGAAAGUAUUGUUGCAAGAACCGUUCGACAAGUUGAAACUACAAAAGAUCACAUUCGUCUGGUUGGGUUAUCAGCUACACUUCCUAAUUAUGAAGACGUGGUUGUAUUUUUACGAGUUAAAUUAGAUAAAGGGCUCUUCCAUUUUGACAAUAACUACAGACCUGUUCCUCUGGCUUGGCGGUAUAUUGGGAUCACAGUUAAGAAGCCACUACUGAGAUUUCAGCUGAUGAACGACGUAUGCUAUGAAAAGGUGAUCAGUGUUGCCGGAAAGCAUCAGGUGCUCAUAUUUGUGCACUCGAGAAAGGAGACGGCCAAAACAGCUCGUGCAAUUAGAGAUGCUGCCCUUGCUAAUGACACUCUUGCUAAAUUCUUGAAAGAGGAUAGUGCCAGCCGCAAAGUUCUUCAGAACCCGACGGAGUUGGUGAAGAGCAGUGAUCUUAAGGAUCUAUUGCCAUAUGGUUUUGCAAUACAUCAUGCUGGGAUGGUUAGAACUGAUCGUGGAAUUGUUGAGGACCCGUUUACAGAUAAUCACAUACAAGUGUUGGUUUCUACUGCAACUCUAGCUUUGGGUGUCAAUUUGCCAGCUCAUGUUGUAAUUAUUAAAGGCACCCAAAUUUACAAUCCUGAGAAAGGAGCAUGGACUGAAUUGAGCCCUCUAGAUGUUAUGCAGAUGCUUGGUCGUGCUGGAAGGCCUCAAUAUGACACCUAUGGGGAAGGAAUUAUCAUAACUGGACAUAGUGAACUACAGUAUUAUCUUUCUUUGAUGAAUCAGCAGCUUUCUAUUGACGCAUAUACUUAUCUUUGUGUCCGCAUGCUAUGUAAUCGUGCUCUCUAUGGUUUGGCAUCUGAUGUUGUGACCAGAGAUCCGACCUUGGAGGAAAGGAGAGCUGAUCUAAUUCAUUCAGCCGCUACUUUAUUGGACAAGAAUAAUCUGAUAAAGUAUGACAGGAAAAGUGGAUAUUUCCAAGUUACUGAUUUGGGUUGCAUUGCCAGCUACUAUUAUAUAACCCAUGGAACAAUAUCUACGUACAACGAGCAUUUGAAGCCAACGAUGGGUGAUAUUGAACUAUGUCGUCUGUUCUCCAUCAGUAAAGAGUUCAAAUAUGUAACUGUGAGACAAUAUGAGAAGAUGGAGCUAGCAAAACUUUUAGACCUCGUCCCAAUACCAAUCAAAGAAAGUCUCGAGAAGCCUAGUGCCAAGAUUAAUGUUUUACUCCAAGCCUAUAUUUCACAGUUGAAGCUCGAAGGACUGUCUUUAACAUCUGACAUGGUAUUCAUUACUCAGGUGUGUGUCUAUUCUGGUUCUCCUCUUUUAAAACUGAUCUGCAUGAAAAUACACUUAUCAAAGACCAUAUGUGCAGAAUUUGCCAUUCUAAGGAACUAUCAAAAAGGACCUGAAAGUGUCAUGCGUGCUGUCUAUAUUGCUCCUAUUGAAGCUCUUGCAAAGGAACGGUACAAAGAUUGGAAGAGAAAGUUUGGAGAGGGUCUUGGGAUGAGAGUGGUUGAGUUAACUGGAGAAACGACAACAGAUUUGAAACUUCUUGAGAAAGGUCAAAUUAUUAUUAGCACUCCCGAAAAGUGCGAUGCUUUAUCUCGUCGAUAGAAACAGCGAAAGCAUGUUCAGCAGGCCAGUCUCUUCAUUGUUGAUGAGCUCCAUCUGAUUGAGGGUCAAGGUGGUCCUGUCUUGGAGUUCAUAAUCUCUAGGAUGAGAUAUGCUAGUCAGCAAGAGAACAAAAUUCGUAUUGUGGCGUUGUCAACUUCUCUUGCAAAUGCCAAGGAUUUGGGGGAUUGGAUUGGGGCCACUUCACAUGGUCUUUUUAAUUUUCAUCCUACCGUGAGGCCUGUGCCUCUCAAAAUUCAUAUUCUGGGUGUUGAUAUUGCUAAUUUUGAAGAAAGGAUGCAGGCCAUGACAAAGCCUACAAAUACUGCAAUUGUUCAACAUGCUAAGAAUGGGAAACCUGCAAUAGUAUUUGUUCCUACCACGUAGCAUACGCGCCUCACUGCCGUGGAUCUCAUGUCCUACUCGAGUGUGGACAAUGAAGAAAAACCAAUGUUCUUAUUACAGUCUUUUGAAGAGAUGGAGCCUUUUGUUUCCAGGAUCAAGGAACCUAUGUUGAAUGAGACAAUUCAAUUUGGUGUAGGUUAUUUGCACGAGGGACUAACGAGCACAGAUCAAGCUAUAGUGAAGACACUGUUUGAAACUGGAUGGAUUCAAUUGUGUGCUAUGAGCAGUUCAAUGUGUUGGGGAGUUCCCCUAUCUGCACAUUUGGUUGUGGUUAUGGGAACACAAUACUAUGAUGGCAGCGAAAAUGCUCACACUGACUACUCAGUUACUGAUUUAUUGCAAAUGAUGGGUCAUGCCACUUGGCCUCUUGUUGAUAAUUGUGGAAAGUGUGUCAUCCUUUGCCGUGCACCAAGCAAGGAUUACUAUAGGAAGUUCUUGGAUGAAGCAUUUCCAGUUGAAAGCCAUCUGCAUCAUUAUCUGCAUGAUAAUAUAAAUGCAGAGGUGGUUGUGGGAGGGAUUCAGAGCAAGCAGGAGGCUGUGGACUACCUUAUCUGGACAUUUUUAUAUCGAAGGCUCACUUAGAAUCCGAACUACUAUAAUCUUCAGGGUGUUAGUCACAGACAUCUCUCUGAUCAUCUCUCAGAACUUGUGGAGAUCACACUGAGUGAUCUGGAAGCGAGUAAAUGUGUUGCCAUUGAAGAUGACUAUUUGCUUUCACCAUUGAACCUUGGCAUGAUAGCAUCUUAUUAUUAUAUCAGCUGCACAACAAUUGAAAGUUUCAGUUCAUCUCUGACAUCUAAAACAAAGUUGAAAGGUCUUCUGGAAAUUUUGGCUUCGGCUUCAGAGUAUGAACUUCUUCCUAUUCGACCUGGCGAAGAAGAGCUGAUAAGAAGGUUAAUCAAUCACCAGCGGUUCUCCUUUGAGAAUCCGAAGUGCAUUGAUCCACAUGUGAAGGCAAAUGCUCUAUGACAAGCUCAUUUCUCCAGGCAACUAAUUGGUGGAAAUCUGGUUUUUGAUCAGCAAGAGGUGCUCAUUUCUGUUAGCCGGCUGCUGCAAGCCAUGGUUGAUGUUAGUUCUAGUAGUGGAUGGCUUAGCCUGGCCCUUCUUGCUAUGGAAGUAAGCCAGAUGGUAACCCAGGGAAUGUGGGACCGUGAUUCUAUGCUUCUUCAGCUUCCUCAUUUCAAAAAAGAGUUGGCCAAGAAGUGUCGGGAGAAUCCAGGUAAGAGAAUCGAGACAGUAUUUGUUUUGGUGGAAAUGGAGGAUGAUGAAAGGCGAGAGCUAUUACAAAUGCCAGACACACAGUUGAUGGAUAUUGCUCUUUUUUGUAACCGUUUUCCAAACAUUGACCUGAAUUAUGAUGUGCUGGAUAGUGAUAAUGUGAGAGUUGGAGAAGAAUUUAGUGUGCAUGUAACCCUGGAACGAGAUCUUGAAAGAAGGACAGAGGUUGGACCUGUGGAUUCUCCUAGAUAUCCCAAAGCCAAAGAAGAAGGGUGGUGGCUUGUGGUUGGUGAUACUAAAACUAAUCAGUUACUUGCCAUCAAAAGGGUUACACUGCAGAGGAGGUCCAGAGUCAAACUUGAUUUUACUGCUCCUGCAGAAGCUGGAAAGAAGACAUGCACACUAUAUUUUAUAUGUGAUUCUUCUUUGGGGUGUGACCAGGAGUACAACUUCACAAUUGAUGUUAAAGAAACGGUGGAUUCUGAAGAUGACGGUGGAAGAUAAUGA
Messenger RNA from Olea europaea var. sylvestris, 5737 nucleotides. Its product is annotated as DExH-box ATP-dependent RNA helicase DExH12-like. Gene Ontology annotation, molecular function: ATP binding; nucleic acid binding. NCBI's taxonomy places the organism in Eukaryota, Viridiplantae, Streptophyta, Magnoliopsida, Lamiales, Oleaceae. Gene Ontology annotation, cellular component: nucleus. The record is from RefSeq and is a predicted model, not a curated record.